Molecule: messenger RNA, 824 nt
Organism: Pseudovirgaria hyperparasitica
Lineage: Eukaryota; Fungi; Ascomycota; Dothideomycetes; Acrospermales; Acrospermaceae
Exons: 1
Coding region: 102-566 (154 amino acids)
Source: RefSeq, a predicted model, not a curated record
UUUAUAGAGGGGUGCGGGGUUGGGUGGGUUUGUCGACGAAGUUCGUUGUUGCAGCAAGGUAGGCUGGGCAGGGCAGGCUGAGCCGUGCGUGCGGUUGAGUGAUGGAGCGACAGGUCAGUCUGCAAGCCACAGGUGGUCAGCAAGCAUGCGAGACGAAGCAAGUCACGUUGCUUUGUGUAUGGUUUGACGCCGUACAAGCGCUGGGCCAACUCACGCUAGUCGCUGGCCUCGCGGCGAAGCAAGAUCAGGUUGUUAUGAAGUACAGCCGGGUGAGGACAGUGUUGGAACGGGCGAGAGUUGUAGUGUUGUGCAAGGUGAGCAGUGCAGAUGAGAGUUUUGCUGUUGUUCGGAGAAGAUCCGAAGGCAACGUGGAGAUGCCGGAUGCGCGAACGUUUGAAGGAGGGGGACGACUUGUGAACGAGGGGACGAGGGAACGAGGGGACGUUGGAGGCAGGCCCGAUGACGAAACCACGUUGUGGCUAAUGAUUAAUACCUACGGGGAGGGCAGAGAUGUGUUUGUGGCGGUAUUAUUGCCAGCUGAGAUGGGAUGGCUCGAACAAUGUUGAGAGAAGAUAUAUAUGCAUAAAUAUAUAGAUAUUUGUUGGGCAAAAGGGUUCCCUGUCAAGUAUGAUAGCCAGGUCAGAGUUAAUAAGGGGAGCAAACGGGUCAUGCAGCAACAGCAGCAACCCAUUGAUUCAUUCAUUCAUCCUCGGGCGCAACCAGGGUGUGGAGACCACAAUGGACUUAAGGGCCGCCAGGGGAGGGGUACCGUGAGUUGACAGACCUAGUUCGGUAUUAGGUUCUCAUUGCUGACGCCUAGGCCU